Messenger RNA from Rhineura floridana, 2030 nucleotides. It is a transcript of the gene CENPQ, whose product is annotated as centromere protein Q. NCBI's taxonomy places the organism in Eukaryota, Metazoa, Chordata, Lepidosauria, Squamata, Rhineuridae. Bases 451 to 1233 code for a protein of 260 amino acids. The record is from RefSeq and is a predicted model, not a curated record. The transcript has 9 exons.
AGCGCCCGUCAUGAGCCUGCUUUGUUUGGAGCGUCUCCCGAGAGCGACGGACCGGGAAGAGCACCACAGCCCUCUUACCAAGCCAACCAGCGUCUCGCACCUGCUCAUACGACACCAGGGCCGCUGGCGUGGGGGACUCCUUCGCGCAUGCGCCUUGACAAUCCGCUCGCCUUCCCAGGCGCAGCAGCGCGUUGCUUCAGCGGCGUCGCGUUUCGCGCCUGCGCGGUGUCCCCGCGGGAAAGUUUAACGGCUUACAACGUUGAGGUUCACACAACGCGGGCAACCGAGGACGACACGUAGAAUUGACAGGAGAGGGAGGGAAACCAGCCAGCCAUCCGGUGAGCCCCGGAGCGGGAGGGCCGCUGGCGUGUAGCCGCCUUGUGGCAGCCCUGCCACGGUGGAGAACUGCGGGGAGAUAAGUGCCAAACAAGAAGAGGUGCGACAGCGAGGAUGCCUAAAGAUCAGCAAAAACAUUCCAGCACAAAAAAGAGAUCAGGUGAAAGGCGAAGAAAGAAGAACCUGGAGAGAAAACAAGGCGCUCAAGCAAUCCAGAAGAAAGAAAUGCAGCAGAGAACACAGUCUCCUGAAGCAGAAACAACUUAUCUGUCCUCAAAUGUAGUGAAGGUGACUCCAAGUCAAAGAGCAAAAUGGCAGCCGCUCCCAAAGAGUACAAGAGAGCACCUGGAAUCCAUGAUGCAUUGGUUAAUAAUAUCUCUUCUGUAUGAAGCUACACGGAAUCGCAAUGAAAUUGAAAAGCACUUAAAUAUCCUCAAGAAAAGACUUAUGAAACAUUUUGAGACUCUGAGAGUUCCUAUGGAGAAGCUGAGCAGACUGAAGAAUGUGCAUAAGAUGCUGGCAGAGGAAAAGAAAAAGUCUGUUUCCCUUGAAGACGGUUUGGCAGAACUGCAGGAUGAAAUAGACAAAGUUUUGCCAGCAGCAGAACUCCGAGAUGAAAAUAUUCAUAGUCUCCAGAACAAAGUGCAGGAAUUAAAAAGGGAGCUGGCAGCAGAGGAAGCAGCAGCAAGUGAGUUAUUCCAGACAGAUGGCAAUGAUGGUCUUGCUCUUCCUGAUAUCUCACAGUACCAAUUAAAAGCACCCAUUCUUCAGGAUGAGCUUUUGAAGACAGGAAACCAAGAAGGUCUCCUUAAUGACUUGAACACCAUCCAAGAAUCAGAAGAAAUGAAGACUAUGUUGGCUUUUCUAGAGCAGGCGUAUGAAAACGUGGAUUUCUGAAGAAAGUCAGCUGAAGAGCAGUGUUUACUGAAGAAAAAAGACAUAAGCCCUAUUUCUUGGUGCUUUCAUCUUCCAUUGAUAUUUUGUUUUCAAAACGUGGUGGUGCUCUGUCUUUGGGAAAGUGCUGGAAUGUAAUCUGCAAUGUCUUAUGUGGAGACUUUUUAAACAAAUGAAUUCAGACAUCUUAAAUUAACCACCCUGUAUCUGAAUGAAUAAAUGAAUGUAGAUAUAUUCUGAAUACAUAUUCUUUUUAUCAGUGACAUUUUGCCUGCAUCAUAAUAGUUUCUUCUUUUAUUGCAGUAAGCUUGAUAGCUGAAUGCAGUAUUCUGCAGUUCUAAUAGUACAAAGAUGUUGAGACCAGUUUCCCAUAGAAUAACUGUGUUUAUAGUGUAACAAUGUUCUUGCUUUCAUAAACUUUUUAUUUUUCCAGAGAACAAACAGCAUAAAUAUAGAUAUGUUGAUUGCUAUGCCUAGCUCCUUGAGGCUGCAGUUCACAUCAUAUUACCUAAUCUGACAUUUUUAUGCUUAAAAGUCUUUUUUGUGGCCCAGACAUAUUGUUCAAGUAUUUAGCUGCCAAUAACAUUUGGUGCAAAAGUCCUAAAACUGAUCUGAUUAGCUCAAGUAGGUGUCCUUGCAUCAACACAGAGCAAAAAUCCUGCCCCUGUUGCUAGUGUAGGAGCACCUUCCUUUGCCAGCAGCUCUUACCUUGUUGUUGUAUUGUUUUGCUGCACAAAGGUAGCCACUACAGUAGCAUGAAUAAAGUGUCUUCUGAUUCUCUUUUGUGGCAUGCUGUAGUC